AGUAGACGAGUUACAGACAGAGCGUCGCUGACUGCUCUUCGCUUUCUCCUCCUCCGCCGCGUCCGGCCCCGCCGGCGAUGGCUCGUAGCCCCUGCGACCUCCGGCUCCUCCUCCUCGCCGCCGCCGUGGCCUUCAUCUACAUCCAGGUGCGGCUCUUUGCUAGCCAGUCUCAUCACGCCGAACGCCUCGCGGAAGCAGAAAAGUCAGGGAGCAGAUGCACCAGCCAGCUGCGCUCCAUGAUCGAUCAGGUCAGCAUGCAGCAGGAGAAGAUUGCUGCACUAGAAGAGAUGAAGAUACGCCAAGACGAGGAGCAUGUGCAGCUCAAGAUUUUAAUUCAAGACCUGGAAAAAAGGAGUUUGCAGACCUUAGUAAACAAGAAUGUGCAGGUUCCUGUUGCCGCUGUUGUGAUAAUGGCUUGCAAUCGGCCAGAUUAUUUGCAGAGGACAGUUGAAUCUAUCCUGAAGUACCAAAAAACAGUUGCUUCUAAGUUUCCACUAUUUAUAUCUCAGGAUGGAACAAAUGGAGAAGUAAAAAAGAAAGCUUUGAGUUACACUCAAAUAACAUUUAUGCAGCAUGUCGAUCUUGAACCUGUGCGCACAGAAAGACCAGGAGAGUUGACAGCAUAUUACAAGAUAGCUAAACACUAUAAAUGGGCCUUGGAUGCGCUAUUCAUUAAGCAUAAUUUUGAUCGAGUAAUCAUUCUGGAAGAUGACAUGGAGAUCGCCCCAGAUUUCUUCGACUACUUCGAGGCUGCAGCGAAACUACUGGAUAAUGACAAGACAAUAAUGGCUGUUUCUUCUUGGAAUGACAAUGGGCAAAAGCAGUUCGUUCAUGAUCCGAAAGCUCUUUACCGUUCGGACUUCUUUCCUGGGCUUGGAUGGAUGUUAACAAAGCCAACAUGGAUGGAGCUGUCACCGAAGUGGCCUAAAGCUUAUUGGGAUGAUUGGGUGAGGCUAAAGGAGGUACACGGAGAUCGGCAAUUUAUUCGGCCAGAAGUGUGCAGAACAUACAAUUUCGGCGAGCAUGGAUCAAGCAUGGGACAGUUCUUCCAGCAAUACCUGGAACCAAUCAAGUUAAAUGAUGUUCAUAUUGAUUGGAACUCCGAGGACCUGAGCUACCUCAAGGAGGACAAGUUCUUGAUCCAAUUUGGGGAAGAAGUGGCUAGUGCCACACCUCUGCACAGAUCCGAUGCUCUGUUGAAGGCCCACAAUAUGAAUGUGGAUGUCAGGAUUCAGUACGACGACCAGGGAGAUUUUGAGCGUAUAGCUCGCCAUUUUGGGAUAUUUGAAGAGUGGAAGGAUGGUGUUCCGCGGGCAGCUUACAAAGGAGUAGUGGUGUUCCGGUACAAGAGCAGCCCGAGACGAAUAUACCUGGUUGGCCCUGACUCUCUUCAUCAGCUUGGGGCUAAUAAGGGCUGAGGCGGAAAUUUUUCGACGUGGAAGUCCAUGCCCUGAUUUAGCAAAACCUGGGCACAGAACAGCAGGGGCUGCAAGCAAGAUGCAAUGCUGCCAAGGAACUUUUGAGGAUGUUCUUUCCUCCCCCUCGAGGUUCUAGAGUAAGACAAGUGUGAUCAAUGUAGGGAUUCAUACGUGUUCAGUUAGCACAAGAUAUUUUACUGAAAUUUGUAUUUCGGGUAUAAUUGCAUGAUCCUGAUCUGCACAUCACCUCACUAGAUGACCUGACCCUGAUAUUUAGUGUACAUGACAGAAAAGAUCUGAGAGGAUGAUCCAGUGACAGGCAUUCAGGUGUCAUGCAAAGCACAUAGCCCUAUAUUACAGGCUGUUGUAUUAUUUUUUAGAAAAUUAUAUUAAGAGAUAGGAGCAAAUUGCGAUAUUAA
Molecule: messenger RNA, 1837 nt
Organism: Lolium rigidum
Lineage: Eukaryota; Viridiplantae; Streptophyta; Magnoliopsida; Poales; Poaceae
Product: alpha-1,3-mannosyl-glycoprotein 2-beta-N-acetylglucosaminyltransferase
Exons: 18
Coding region: 78-1418 (446 amino acids)
Cellular component (GO): Golgi apparatus
Molecular function (GO): alpha-1,3-mannosylglycoprotein 2-beta-N-acetylglucosaminyltransferase activity
Source: RefSeq, a predicted model, not a curated record